CCAGAAACCAGGAAGUUACUUCUGGUUUACGGACACAUGAGUUGGUUGAAACAUUUCAAAUGAAUCGUCUCGUUUAGUCGUAGCUACUUGUCUUCAUACAAACAGCUAUUCAAAAUGAACAUAUCAGAAAAUGGAGCAGUAGGCAAUGCCAUUACAGUGCACGAUUUCUCAGAGAAGAUUCUGGAGCAAACGGUUCACUUUCACGUCAUGAAACUCAAUGGGGGGUUUUUCCUUUGGGUCGGCUCGAACCCGGUUUUGUCCAAUUUGGCUGUUUCAAUGGAAAGUAAAUUUGAUUCGAUGCCGCUGUCUACGUUAGUCCUGGGGGACCCAUCUGAAACAACCCAGAAUUCACUGGCGCAGAGAUUGACUAAGAGGACUAAGAAACAGGUGUUUGUGAGCUACAACCUGCCCAUGACCGACUCCAACCUGUCUCUGCUGGUGGAGAAUAGGAUAAAGAAGGAGAUGGAAGUUCGCCCUGAUCAAUUUUAACCUUUUCCCCCAUUUAUACUGACUUUGUACCGAAAUAAUACAAUGGAGAGAACAACAUUA
Coregonus clupeaformis (lake whitefish) is the source of this 549-nucleotide messenger RNA. Its product is annotated as proteasome assembly chaperone 4-like. The coding region runs from base 115 to 489 and encodes 124 amino acids. The transcript is spliced from 3 exons. Gene Ontology annotation, biological process: proteasome assembly. Lineage: Eukaryota; Metazoa; Chordata; Actinopteri; Salmoniformes; Salmonidae. The record is from RefSeq and is a predicted model, not a curated record.